AUGAAGAACGCCUACUGCGAGGACGGAGGAAUACAACUUGAAGGCUUCCAAAUCGUGGAAACUUCGUCAUACGUAUACCUCGGACGUUCUAUGAACAUGGAAAACGACUUGAAGAAAGAAGUGGAUAUAAGAAUGAGAACAGCAUUGGCAGCAUUCGCACCCGUCAGGGAAGCUACGGACCAAAUGACGGACCAAGACCUUCGUGCCCAUCUGUUCGACUCGACAGUUCUUCCAGCGCUGUUACGCGGCGGAGACGUGGGCAGAUACCGCUGUCACGUCUAG
Messenger RNA from Necator americanus (New World hookworm), 282 nucleotides. RefSeq lists its product as uncharacterized. The record is from RefSeq and is a predicted model, not a curated record. NCBI's taxonomy places the organism in Eukaryota, Metazoa, Nematoda, Chromadorea, Rhabditida, Ancylostomatidae. The coding region runs from base 1 to 282 and encodes 93 amino acids. The transcript has a single exon.